CCCUCCAGCCAUCACUUCCAACCCUUCACCUCUUCUGCAGUCUUCCUCUUUUCCUCAUCCCCUUACCACUACUUCCAUGCCUGGGUUUUGCCUCCAUGUUCCUCUACCACCACCUCCUCCUCCUCCUCCUCCACUUCCAAGGGAUCUCUCAGCUUCACCCCUACCCCCUCCUCCGCCUCUACCUGUCUCCACCCGACCUCCUCCUCCUCUUCCCAGUGAUCUCCCAACUUUAUCUCUACCCCCUCCACCACCUCUCCCUGUCUCCACCCGACCUCCUCCUCCUCCCUACUCCUAUGCUGUCAGGCAGACCUCGUAUUGUGCUCUGGCCUCCACAGUACUAUCCAGCUUUGAUCCUCCGCCAACCUUCCCACCACCUCUCCCAUCACUCAAAUUAUCUGACAUGCCUGACUUACCUCCUCCACCACCUCCACCUCCUCCACCUCCUCUCCCUGCUCUCCCAGAAUCAUCCUCUUUUAUUCUCCCAACGACUCCAGGCAUAUCACUGAGGCCCUAUUCUCUACUGAUCACUGCCCAAGCAUUGCAGCAUGUCAAGCUUCGCUCAGUCAAGAACCAGGGAGUACUGCAAGACAAACAAGACCCCGCUGACAUCCAACUUCACACCGAAGUUAGCGCAUCAAUAACUAACAGCAACCAAAGGGAAGAGACUCUGCUGGACUGUGAUGUAUUGAAUGAGGUGUUUCUUGACAGCCUGGCUAACAUUGAUACAAGGAUGUCGGUACCAGGAGCAAAACACACUGUCUGUAAUGUUGCCAGCAAUGAGGCAAGUCCUUUAAUAGCUAACAGCAGUACCCAAGUCAGUACUGAAGUGAAACAGCCAGAACCUCAUUGCAAAGACCCAAGAACAAGUGAGAGUGGCAAUGUCAUUACAGAGUCAGGUGAAGCUAAACUUCAAAGACUGCAAAACAGCUUGGCUAACCAGAAAGACCAUGGCAUUAAACGUAACAAAGAAGUGACGCAAAACACACAGUCCAAUGGGCAGAGUAAAGACUUUGACAUGGAUCCCCCUCUGGCAAAUGUCAACGUCUCCAGUCCUGAGAGCCCAUGGGUAAAAAUGUGUCCAGAUGAUGACGAGACAUAUCAAAUUAACAUUAGUAGCCCGGUUCUCCCAUUGGAACAGCAUUCUUCAGAAGACAACUUUGCACAGCAUAUGGAGAGAUUGAGAGAAAACGAGACCAAGAUAAAUGAAUAUGAUAGAAAUGAACAAAAUAAAUCUGAUUCAAUGAUUCAGACUGAUGUGAGAAGGAAUAAAAGAGAUGUUCAGUUAAGUAGCCCAAGGAAGCUCUGCUCCCCAGAGAAACCUGUUCCACCUAAGAAGCCUGAUCUUGGCAUACUGGGUCUCACAAGCUCCCCAAAGGCCAGAGGGGGACCAGGACGGCCAAAGAGCCCUAGGGAAAUCACAGAAUCUCCCCCUAUGCUUAACACUUCAGAUUCCUUUAACACACAGUUGUUUACAUGUUCAACUAGCAACAUGCCACCGCCAAAGCACUUGAUAAACGGCUCUGACCAAACAGAAACACCCGGAUGCUCCAACUCACCUGCCAGUUCCCCUCAACGACAGAAGCUUCAGUUUUUACACAAGAAGCCUGAUCUUUUGUUGACCACUCCCAAAGUGGCAGAAUGUGUUUUUGCAUCCGAAAACACCGGAUCUAUAGCGACUGCAGCGACCAGCGAUCGUUUUGAAACCCAGACCCCAAUGGAAACCAGAAAUACCUUAGAAACUAUGGGCAACUCGAGGUCUGGUAAUAUUUUCAACAAUGCCUGCAAGUCUCAGCUGAUCAGUAUCUAUGACACCAAUUGCUCUUCGGGGUUAAUGGGGAUGGGUCCCUCAGGAAUCCAUGAAAUAACUCCUACCUGGACAGAAGGAAUCCAAACUGGGGUUCCUGGUCCCUGUUUUGGUCUGAUCAUUGGGAAUAAGCAACAGGAUGAUGAGAUAACCAAUCAUAGGAGGAUUAUGAAGUCUUCGCUUGCUGAAGAGGAAGAAGAUGACGAGCAGGACAGAGAGGAAGACAAGGGGAGGAAGAAAACAGUCAUGAUGGUGAUGACUUCUUCCAACAAAAAGGGGAAAUUAAGGAGGAAGAGGAGGAAGAGGCGUCUGGGCAGACAGUUGUUGAUGAUGUCACCAAAAACAGAGCCCGCUCCCUCAUUAUCAUCAUCAUCAUCAUCAUCAUCAUCCUCAUCCUCUUCUUCAUCAUCAUCUUCAUCAUCAGAAGAUGAAAAAGAUGUGACAAAGGAAAACAGCGUCAGGCGGAUGAAAAUCAAAGAGUCCAAUCAAGAGACAAGCGACUCUGAAAGCUCCUACACUCUGAUUGGUCAGAGCAGGUUUUCACUCAGCAGCUUGCUAUCAACAGAGAGCCUGCGGGGGGAGCUGUCACUGCCAGACCUCCUGAUAAAGGAACCAGAUGAAGAGGAGGAGGAACCAGGAAAGGAAGGGCACCGGCAGACGGGUGAUGAGGUCAAGGAGACGAGCGGAUCUUCAGAUGACGAUGUGUUUGUCAACGUUUCGGCGGAUCAGAUGUUGGUCUCUGGCCGGCCCCGAACCACAGAGGAUCUGUUCACCAUCAUCCACAGUGCAGUCUGGGAAGGCACAGCCUGAACACGUUGGUAACCAGGUCGCAGAUCAAAGCGAAAGAUGCUUGGACGAAGAGACUUGGGAGAAGAGACGCAGUGUGUCCCCUCCUCCUCCUCAUCCUCCUCAUCCACCUCUUCCCCCCCGGAGACGCCCACUGAUGCCCCGUCCUGCCUGACCCGAGCAGCAGGCUGCAGGAAUCCCCGGUCGGCCAGAAGCGAGAGCUUCAAGGCUCUCCUGCUGAGGAAGGGCAGCCGAGUCACGUCAUCCUCCAGAAUCUCGGCGGUGGAGCGUCUUUGUGUCGGUCAGCUUCCGCCUCCUGUCGCUGACCGCCAGAAGACGUCUCCUGAUCGGCUCACAGCUGGGAGCUCCUCCCCUGCAGCGGGCAAGCCCAGCCCCCUGCUGACCGUGAACCUCCCUCCUCUGUCUCCCUGCACGCUCUCCGUGACCUUCGGUUGGAGGCGCCGGGAUCCGAAGUACAGCCAGCUCCUUCUCACGCCCUCCUCUUCCUCACCCUUCCUGCUCCUCUCCUCCUCCCACCUGCGGCACCGGUCCCUCGCUCCUCCCUGCUCCAGCAGCCGGCGGUUCGCCGCCCGCUGCCGCCUCUUUGCCGCCCCCAUGACGGCCAUCUUGGAGGCGGAGGACGAGGAGGAAGCUGGGGAGGUUUUCCUUCAGUCCAAUCUGGUGCCGGCUUCUUAACGGAGACGUUUCCAGAAAAACUCUCUGAAAUGUGCCGAUCUGCCACAGAAAUCUGGACCCGACUGAAUUUCUCCAGAACCCAAGCUCAUUGUGCGCUUUUAUUUUGUUGCCCUCGUUUAGGUUGUUGACUGUUUUUGCACUUUACUGUUAAUGUUUUUGUAACCAAACUCUGGAGGAUAUUGUAACUUUAACUGAAAACUGACUGGUGUCCCUCUCAUAAAGUAUUUGUUUUCCUUGAAAUUAUGUAAUUAUUAUCAAAGUAGGACUAAUAACCGAGUUAGAAACGAAAGCUUUCCAUUAAAGUCGUGUCUAGCUGCAUAUAACGAGUGUCCACCGUUGUCUAGGGCGCCAGGUGCAGAAGCUUUAAAGCAAACACGACUAUUUACCGUUUCUCUCUAUUUUUUUUUUCUUCUGACCUUCCAGUCCAGGUUUUAGUUUUGCUGCCUCUUCCAGAGCGGGAUUGAGCCACAUAUUUUGAUAUGUGGCUCAAUCAGGAAUACGCUGAAAGCAACACAUUGCAUGCUUUCUACAAAUCUGGCAACAUUUCUCUCCCACAUUUUAAGUUUUACGUUUUUGUGUAGAUUUUAUAGCUAAUUAACUAUGAUUACCCAUUGCUUCUUCUACUGCUGUAUGAGUUAUGCGUUAACAGACUGGUGCUGGGGGUCGCCAUAGCAACGUGGUUCUCACAUUAUCCAAUGGGAGGACAGGAAGGUGAUGCAUGUUGCCGCCUUCCGGCAUUUCCCCUGAAUUUUCCCAGUUUACAGUAAAUAAACCUCAAAGCUGCUCGGUGUCAACAGAAAUGGUUCAUAUUUAAUUAACCUGGAGGCGGUUAAAUCAGAGCGAAUCUAUCACGUCGUUAAAGCCAAAUGUUUUAAUGUUAGCAUUUAAGGGGGGUAAGAAACUCACUAUUAAGCUUUUAUUUAAGACUUGAAGACAUAAAAAAACAUAUUUACUAUUAGUGUUUUACUCUUUUUAUACAUUGUCAUAUUUCUAAAAGUUAAGAGUGUAUCAAAUGAAACAUUUAUGCCGUCAGUCCGUUAAGAUUAGCACAAAAAAGAGGUAUUUUUAAGCGAGAUACUGUAAUUAAAGUGUUUCUGUGUUGUUUUUCUGUUGUAAUUAUGUUUUAUUUGGACUUUUUACAAUUUUAGACAUUUCUAAGCUUGCUUUCCUGCAUAAUCUUCUGCUUGAAGAAGACUGGAAUCAGCCAGGUCUUGUUUUCCGUUCUGUAUAUAACCCCGUUUCACUUCACUUUCUUAUCUUGUUUCCAUGUUUUUACCUCAUUUCUUUUUUGUAACAUCCUGAAAAGUGACGGUUUCUGAGCUGGAAGACAAACAGGCCUGGACACUCGUUUGUGUCCUGGGUGCGACGGUAAGCUGUGGAUCAGAUGUAGUAAUGUAAAGGAAAGAGGAAGCACUGUGAGACAAAGCCUGAAGUAACAGGAGAUGGGAGCUGAAUGUGUUUAGAUGGAGGACAGAGACAGCAAAGAAAGGAAGACUUUAUAUGUAAGGCCACAUAUUACUGAAAAAGGAAAACUGAAGCAAUAAAGAAAAAACUCUGAAGACUA
Fundulus heteroclitus (mummichog) is the source of this 4850-nucleotide messenger RNA. Its product is annotated as Nance-Horan syndrome protein-like. Gene Ontology annotation, molecular function: actin binding; microtubule binding. The transcript has 4 exons. The record is from RefSeq and is a predicted model, not a curated record. Gene Ontology annotation, biological process: cell differentiation; actin filament polymerization. Gene Ontology annotation, cellular component: actin filament; cytoplasm. Lineage: Eukaryota; Metazoa; Chordata; Actinopteri; Cyprinodontiformes; Fundulidae. Bases 77 to 2614 code for a protein of 845 amino acids.